Didymodactylos carnosus is the source of this 1169-nucleotide messenger RNA. The record is from the annotation of a GenBank genome assembly. NCBI's taxonomy places the organism in Eukaryota, Metazoa, Rotifera, Eurotatoria, Philodinida, Philodinidae.
AAAGGUUACCGUUUUACCGGUCUAACCGGUUUUUCCGUUACCGCUUUACCAGUUUUACCGUAUCUUAGCGGUUUAACGUUCGAUAUGAAUGGAUAAGAAAAUUUAUUAGAAUGGGAGAUUAUUUAACGAGUGUAUUGAUGUGGAUAUUUUAACGGCUUAUUUCUUCUUUGACUUUUCUUUCAAAAAAGAAAAGAUCAAUACACUCAUUAAAUAAUCUCCCUUUCUAAUAAAUUUUCUUAUCCAUUCAUAUCGAACGUUAAACCGCUAAGAUACGGUAAAACUGGUAAAGCGGUAACGGAAAAACCGGUUAGACCGGUAAAACGGUAACCUUUACCGUUGCAUUCCUAGUCACCACGCAACAACCGCUGUCCAUGUUAACUCCAUUUUACACUUUACGCAAGUAAUCUGAACUCUUACGUUGCUUUAGUAUUUUGCCAUACGAAAAAUUUCGUUUUGCACUUAGAGUAAGACAUUUUGGAUUAUAUUCGAUUUCGAGCAUAAUCGAAAUCGGUACAUGCCUAGAUAUUAUGUUAUGAUUAUUGAGCUAUUGCGCUUUUGUCUUUAUUAUGUUCGGUUUUUCUUUAGUUAAAGUUAAACCUCAAAUCGUUAUACUUUCCGCCAUGAUGUCUACAUGGGUUGAACAAGCUUCUGGUAAAUAUAUGAAUGGUGAAGAUAAAUUCGAAACAAUUGAUCUGAUUAAAGGUGACUUAAUAUGGGAUGAAGAAUUUCAAGUUUGGGUUGAUUAUGGAGAUGAUUCUCCUUUAAUAGAUGGUGGUGUAUGGGAAGAACUAAAAGAAUUUAAUGAAGAACAAAUAGCUGUGUCAAAACCGAUUUACUCCACAUCACGUUUUCCAAUGAUACAGCAUUUUCGUGGACAAUCCUUAUCCCAAGGUACCAUUGUUUAUAUGAAAUCACCGUUAGAUGGCGAUAAGAAGAUACGUCCUGGUCUUGUUUUAUCAAGAACCGAAUUCAACCUAACUGGAAACCCCUGUAUAGUACCUUAUACAACAAUUGUUUUGGGAAAACAAAACUGGUCGUUAUUCACCAUGGAGAUCCGACCGGUGGAUGCUGCCACAGAAGUGUAUAGUGUCAAGGGUUUUAUAAAAACUGACGUUAUGAUGAAUAUAUCAAAAGAAUGGAAACUUUAUUUGAUGCAAGCAUUCUUUUAA